Phlebotomus papatasi is the source of this 800-nucleotide messenger RNA. Its product is annotated as troponin C-like. The coding region runs from base 64 to 516 and encodes 150 amino acids. The transcript has 5 exons. The record is from RefSeq and is a predicted model, not a curated record. Lineage: Eukaryota; Metazoa; Arthropoda; Insecta; Diptera; Psychodidae. Gene Ontology annotation, molecular function: enzyme regulator activity; calcium ion binding.
AAAAAAUAUAUAUUAAUUCUCAUUUUCCAAUAAAAUCAGUUUUUUCUGUGAAAUUUAUCAAAUAUGGAACUCGACAAAGAUCAACUCAAGUUACUGAAAAAUGCCUUUGAUGCCUUUGAUACGGAAAAGAAUGGUUACAUUCAGACUGAUAUGAUUGGGAUGAUUUUGGAAAUGCUUGGUCAGACACUGGAUGAUAAGUCUCUGGCAGCAGUAAUUCGGGAGCAUGAUCAGCGACAAACUGGCAAGUUAGAUUUUGAAAAGUUUGCGCAAUUAGCAUCGAAAUAUGUGGAGGUCGAGGAGGACAUGGAAAUUGUACAGAGGGAACUCAAAGAGGCUUUUCGACUCUAUGACAAAGAGGGCAAAGGUUAUUUAACACUUGAAGUCUUGAGGGAUAUUUUGAGGGAAUUGGAUGAUAAAAUUACUGAGGACGACCUCGACAUGAUGAUUGACGAAAUCGACGCCGAUGGGUCAGGAACUGUUGAUUUCGAUGAAUUCAUGGAAGUCAUGACAGGUUAAUCAUUUUCAGUGAAAAUACCAUCAGUUUUGUGAAACAUAUAUACAACUUUGUGUUACAUUUCUCUCUGUACUGUGCAAAGAAAUGCAAGAGAAACUGGUAAAAAAAAUCAAUAGAGAAGAUUAUAAAUUUUUUUUCUAGAGAUUUUGCAGUAGUGUAAAAUUAUUGUAGCUAUUGUAAAAUACCUUCUCUAUACCUUUACCCAUGUAAUUUGAAUGAUAAAAAAUUGUAUCAAAUUGUUGUUUUAUAAUAAUUUUAUAAUAAAACCUCUAUCGGUCCAAAUAAA